AUGGCUUCACCGAUAAAAUCCAUUGAUAAUUUCCUAAUCUCCUCAACUCCACAUCACUUACAGGUCGAAAUUAAAAGUAAUGUAAAACGGAAAGAUAAGAAAGCUAAUUUGGAUAUUGAAAUGAACACUGAUGGUGUGGAGACACCUCAGGAUAAAUGUAUAUUUCAGGUUAAAACGAAAUCUCGAAACAGCAAUAACAGCAUGGUCUAUCUAGAAGAUGCUUUACGUUUGGGCUGGACAUCUCAACGUGCGAGUUACUUAUUUGAUCUCUUAACAAGGCCUCCGCUUCUUUUUUCUCCCAGCAUGGGAAUCAGUCUUUCAUUCGAAAAAGGUUCGCAGAAUAAUUAUCAAAUCCUACCCGCUAACAAACGAAAUCGUCCGAUUGAUCCUGAUCCGUGUUUGUUAUCGAUCGACGGUCUUCUAGACUGUUUAUUCGUAACGAAUUCUUUGGUUGAUCAAAUCUAUCAUGACUGUAUGGAUAAUCCAGAAAAUCGGGGGAUUGAUGAAUACGAACACUCUCCUACCGUUUUGGCUGCGAAAUUCUUCCGAAGACGAGUGAAGCCAAUCAUUACUCGAUUAUCAGAAUUCCGUCUCAAAUUGUCGGAUUUCAAGCUGGGCGCAUGUGUUGGUAGAGGGGCUUGUGGAAUAGUACGUGUAGUACGUGAAGUAUCGCCACCUCAUUCAGUGUAUGCAAUGAAAUCUCAGUUUAAAGGAGCGUGGUUGCAUCAUGAUCCGGAGGGCUCUCAGAUUCUGCUUGAAAGGACUGUGUUAGCGCAAGCAACUGCCAUUGAAAAUCCAUGGCUUCCACACCUGCAUUAUGCAUUUCAAGAUGAAAAGCACUUGCAUCUUGUGAUGGACUAUGAACCCGGUGGCGAUUUGUAUAUAUUCUUAAGCAAAGUUGGUCAUUUGUUGGAUUCAAAAAUGAUACAGUUUUAUUGUGCUGAAGCUGUGGAAGCCGUUCAUUCACUGCACCAAAUGGGCUAUAUUCAUUGUGACCUAAAGCCUGAAAAUUUCGCAAUUGAAAGGAGUGGACACCUGAAGCUAAUUGAUUUUGGUUCGGCUAUCAGGCUUGAUGCUGAUGGAAAAUGUGUCUGUCCUACAAUGGUUGGGACAAAAGAAUAUCUGAACAUUGAACUUUUACGACAACGUGGACAUGAUGAUGCAAUGAUGCAGAAAAUUAUGGAUUAUCGGAAAACACUCAAGUUCCCUGCAACCGCUGAAAUAACAGACUGUGCUAUUCAUUUAAUUAAAUCACUAAUUAUUAGUCCAUCGAAACGGUUAAGUUAUGAAGAUGUUGUUAUGCAUCCAUUUUUCAAAGAUAUUGAUUUCUCUGCAUUGAGACAAGUCACUCCUCCAUACUUGCCCCCAGUUGGUGAGUUAGACGAUGUUUCAAAUUUUUCCGGCGGUGGUUCUCGUGCUCGUGAUGAGGCUAUAUUGGAUGUCUCUAGGAACCAGACUUUCUCCCCAAUACGUUAUACAAAGUCAUCUGUUCAAGACGGAUAUGUCACUCAGUGUGUUACUUUAAACAAUGAAGAAAACGAAGAAGACGAAACUGUGCUGGUAAAGCCUUUAGAUACUGAAAUUUUGAAUGAUGAAAAUCAGGAGAAUAUUAAUCCACAUAAAUCACUGUUGUCCCCCGAAGUAUUAAAAAGAAAAGCAAUUCAAGAAGCUGCUGCUGUACCAAUAAAUGAAGAAAUUGAAGAAAUAGAAGAUAUAGAAUGGGAAGGUUCUGAGUGUGUCCGGGACUUACCAUUCUUGGGAUAUACGUAUACACCUGGAUUGGUAUUAUUCGGAAACCUUUCCAAGAAACAGGUUCAUUCGACCGCCGUUGCUCAUGUUGGAACAUCAGUAAUAGCUAAUAUCAGCACACCUUACAGACGAACAUUUAUUGAAAACCAAGAUUCAUUAUCUACAUCACUUAGACAUAGCAUUGGUUGUUCUGACGUUGGGCGACUUAAGGAUGCCAAAAAAACGAGUGAUCCUGAAAUCGUCGGUUUAUCUGAACUUCAGCAACGUAAUCGACAGUUAUGUGAACAAAUUGAACAGCUACAACUACAGAAUAAAGAGUCUGAGGAUUUACGUCAACGAUUAUUAAGUGCAUUCGACAAUGGUCAUGUCCUGAAAGAAAUUAAUGAAGCUGUACGUGUUCUUUCUGAUACAGUCGUUGAGAAAGAAAAGUCUACUGUUGGUCAUUUGAAUUCUAGAAUAAAACACCUUCAGGAAGAAAAUUUUCGUUUGACUGCUUCAGUACAAAGUUGUCAACAGGCACAAGCUAUAGUGGAUCAAUUGCAACACGCUGUGUCUCGUCUUUCAAAUUUGCCAAGUAAUUUUACAGAAGCGGAUUUACUUGAUCUGCUAACUGCACUAUGUCCACCUACAGUUUACACAACACCUGAAAUGCUCGCUGAUGUUUCACUGUCAACUAUACGUACAUCUAGUUCAUCAGAUAAUCUUAUUGGCUAUGAAUUAGUUCAUCGUCUUAUCAAUUUCGCUCUCAAACAAUUUAAACAUGCUUCUAAUCGUGCAAGACAAUCAUGUUAUGCAUUAGAAUCGACUAAUGCUGAGCUGAAGAAAGCUUUAGAUGAAUCAAAGCAACAAGUUAAUCAAUUGGUGGAAACUAUUGAUGGAUUAAUUGCAGAUCAACGUCGUUAUCGUGAGACUGAGAGCAAUCUUAAUUGGGAAAUUAAAGAAUUGAAACAAAAGCUUGAAGAUUCGAAGGAUUAUCAACGUGAUUUACACCAGAAGUUCUUGCAAUUCGAAGACAAAUACUUCUCAGCACGAGAGAGGUUAAAAGAAGAAGAAAAGAAAAACAAAGAGAUUACAGAGAAACUUGAACAAUUGACACUUAACUCAGUGCAAAAACAACAGAAUAAUUCAUCUGAAUUGCAAACACAAUCUGGUCAACUUAGUUUAUUGGUUGAACGUAAUAAGGAAGUGGAACGGGAACUUGCAGCUUUAAGAAAUGCCUUGCAAGAAGCAACACAACAAAAUGGGUCCGAAUUAAGUGAAUUGAGAAAGCAGUUGGAUAAUGUAAGAACAGAGAAAGAGCAUUUAUUCAAUGAUAAGCAAUCUGAACGUCGUCAACUAGAAGAACGAGCAGAUAAAGCGGAAACGCAAUUAAAAAGUCUACGAGAUCAAAUUGCAGUUAUGCUUACUGAACGUGGUCGUUUAGUUUCACUUUCAGCAAUCGACUCUCAGCGCUUAUCAGAUAUGCAACUACAAUUAAAUGACGCAAUAAUGAAAAAAGAAUCUGCUGAAAUUUCUCUUCGUGAAGCAACACUUCGACUGGAAAGAUUAAAUACUACACAUAAUCAAACGCUUAUUCUUGAUCAAAUGAGAAAUGAAUUUGAAUCAACAAGGUCCCAGUUGAGAACUGCUCAAACUGAACUUAUUCAAUAUAAACAAAAUGAGGAAUUGUUACGCGAACGCGUAGCUAACUAUGAACGUGAGAUUUCUGACCUGAAGCAAGAAGUGACGCUUCUGCGAACACGACAUGAUCAAUUACAGGCUUCUAUUGCUCUAGGUCAUACUGCUGAAAAUUCAUCUGAAGUGCAUAAUCAAUUAGUUACUCUCACUGAUGAGAAACAAACACUCCAAGACGAGAUAGAUCAACUGCGGACUCAAGUUGAACGACUUCGUCUCAAUAAUACACAACUUCUCAGUCAACGUGAUACUGCUCGUCAAGACGCUCGAGAGUCAGAAAUGGCAACAGUGAGAGCUAAAGAACUAGGCGAAGCAACGCAACAAGCACUUGAGCGUGAAGUUCAUCGUCUUUCUACUAUUACAGAACAACAAGGGAAGUUGAUCAAUCACAUGCGUGGUCUUCUACCCCCGGAAUUCAAUAACACUCAUCGUAAUUGCUCUGCCGAUGGUAGUUCAGAUUAUCAAAAUUCUGAAGGUGGUAAACGACGGGCUAGUAAAUUUAUAAGUUCUAAAAGUCGUCGACCAGGUGCUCCUUUGAUUUCAGCAGCAUCUGCUUUUUUCAAUAAACAUCGUAAACGUGAAGUAAAGACUGAAUCUAAUCCUGAGAAUGUUGAAUAUUUAUCAUCUAAUGAGUUUACAAGACAACCCAGUCGUAUACAAAAGAUGAUGAGCAAAACACGUCUUAACUUCAAAAAGCAUUCUACUAUGCCCGUUAAAGUAGAUUAUUCUGUAAAUGCACCUUAUUAUACAACAUCAGCAAACGAUGAGUGUUACAUGGAAGAUUAUGACCCGCUAGGAUAUGAUGUAUAUUCUGCUGAUGAUGCUGAUUUUGAUGAUGGACUUCCGUUUCCCGCCCCUUCAACCUUUGCUGUUCCACAUGGUCGGCCACCUAGAGCAAGUGAUAAUGUGUCAAAUACUGGUAGUACAUCUUCCGCUCCAAGUACAGCCAGUUCAGCUCCAGCUGGUCCAGUAAAAUUUGUCCGUGAUCAUUCAUGGCACAGAAAUCGAUCAAAGAUUCAUGUAGGUUGGGCAGAUGGUAAUGAUAAACCGGAAUUAAGUAAAGUGCCAUCAGCUUUGAAGCAUCGUGGUCAACCGAAAAUACUGAAACAAUUGAGUAAAGUUCUAGGUCGUGGCAAACAAUCUUCUACGCACCUUGAUCCUAAUCGACUUGAUGAUUGA
Schistosoma mattheei is the source of this 4602-nucleotide messenger RNA. The record is from the annotation of a GenBank genome assembly. NCBI's taxonomy places the organism in Eukaryota, Metazoa, Platyhelminthes, Trematoda, Strigeidida, Schistosomatidae.